UAUUAUAUGAUCAUAUACCUAUAUUAUAUGAUCAUAAUCUAAAAAAUGGCAGCAUUGAAAGAUGUUGUUCCAGUGUACAAAAAUUUAAAAGAAGAAUGGGCAGCGACACCAUGUAAUUUAAAAAAAUGUGGCGAAUUGCUCAAUCAAUUGAAGGUUGGUCUUACACAUUUGAUGUUUCUUCCAACAUCUAAUAAUACAGCAAGUCAAAAUGAAUUGCUUAUAGCUCGUGAUAUUUUAGAAAUUGGUGCACAGUGGAGUAUAGUAACUGAAGAUAUACCUUCUUUUGAACGUUAUAUGGCACAAUUAAAAUGUUAUUAUUUUGAUUAUAAAUCUGGAUUAAUGGAAUCUGCAUAUAAAUAUCAUCUUCUUGGAUUAAAUCUUUUAUUCUUAUUAUCUCAAAAUCGUGUGGCUGAAUUUCAUACAGAAUUAGAACUAUUACCUUCUGAUCAAAUACAAUCCAAUGUUUAUAUUAGACAUCCUCUAAGCUUAGAACAAUAUUUAAUGGAAGGUUCAUAUAACAAAAUAUUUUUAGCAAAAGGUAAUGUACCAGCAGCAUCAUAUAAUUUUUUCAUUGAUAUUUUAUUGAACACUGUUCGGGAUGAAAUUGGAGCAUGUAUGGAAAGUGCAUAUGAUAAGAUUUCUAUUCAAGAUGCUUCAAGAAUGCUGAAUUUAAAUUCAGAGGAAGAUAUGAAAGUAUUUGCAGUAAAAAAAAACUGGAAUUUAGCAAAAGAUGGUUAUUUUUAUUUUAAUACAACAAGUGAAAAGAAAACUGAAGAACCAAUUCCCAGUGCAGACUUGGCCACGUUAGCAAUUGAUUAUGCAAGAGAGCUUGAAAUGAUUGUUUAACUAUAUGCAUUUUCUGUAUUUUAUAGAUAAAUAAAAUUUGUCAU
Messenger RNA from Apis florea (little honeybee), 890 nucleotides. It is a transcript of the gene Rpn12, whose product is annotated as regulatory particle non-ATPase 12. NCBI's taxonomy places the organism in Eukaryota, Metazoa, Arthropoda, Insecta, Hymenoptera, Apidae. The record is from RefSeq and is a predicted model, not a curated record. Gene Ontology annotation, biological process: proteasome-mediated ubiquitin-dependent protein catabolic process. Gene Ontology annotation, cellular component: cytosol; proteasome regulatory particle; proteasome regulatory particle, lid subcomplex.